GGACAGUGGUCAGUUAUAUAGUAACCCGGGCGGAGUAACACCACUUGAAGUCCCUCAUAAUGAAGAUCCAAUCUGCUGCCCCUUUGGGCUACUUUCUGCUGAUGGUUCUGGGGAUUCUGUCCCAAACCAGCUUUACAACUGCCACAAAUGGAGUGAUUCCUGCUGCUGUACCAGGUGCUCCUGGUGUUCCCACUACCGUGAUUCCCUUGGCCACCAGCCAUCAGUUUGUUACCCGUAAUUGGAAUCGCAAUGUCUAUGUGCCCACAACCACCACAUAUUCUCCAACUACUUAUUACAAGUAUAGUGGAGGAUAUCCCUCAUAUCCUCAGUAUCCAGUCUACCAUUAUCCUUACACCUCCACAUAUCAGUACACAUAUCCGUACUAUUAUCCCACAUAUAACUAUGGUUAUGGCUAUAGGGGUGUCUGGUAAAGGAUUAUCUUUGUUUAAAUAUAUAUUCCACCUACAAUUUAUUGUGAUAGUAUUCGAAUUCAAAUGAAAGUAUGUAUGUAAAACAUAUGAAA
Molecule: messenger RNA, 523 nt
Organism: Drosophila serrata
Lineage: Eukaryota; Metazoa; Arthropoda; Insecta; Diptera; Drosophilidae
Source: RefSeq, a predicted model, not a curated record